UUCGGCUGUAAUCCCGGUGUAGGGAUCGGUCCUCCCAACGCCGGUGCCCUCGGGAGGGGCGGGAAACAACCGCCAUGGGUACAGCCGCCGAAGUGGAGAUGCUGUUCUCCUUGGAGCUGUUGGUCGAAUGCGUGAACGUUGGACCUGGGACCCACCUGGAGUCCGGCCCUUUGCUGGCGGUGGCCUUCAGGCUGCUGGACUUCCCCACUCUCCUGGUCCGUCAGACCGAGCUGGAGAACCUGCGGCGGGGCCGGGAGAGGGAGAGGGAGGGUCCCGAGCGACUGCCGGGCGGCACUGACGUCCCUUUCGAUAAAGGCAAGUCCUGCCUGUUCAAGAUGGGGCUGUCGGCCCUUCACCGCCAUCUGACCACCACCCCCCUGUACGCCAUGCUGCUAGACGUGUCACCGCGGGUACCCAAGCUGGUGGGAAGUUGCCUGAUCUCGAUGGCGGGUGCGGUGGAGAAAAUCAGGCUGGAUGUGGAGGAACGCGGCAUUGCCACGCCAUCCGUGCAAGGGAAGAGAGGGCUGUACCCUCUUUAUAACUUGAUGGGCGUCAAGAUUGGCCACAUCUCUGCAGGAUAUAGACUAAUGAGUUUGGGAGUUGGUUUGCUGCCUCAUAUUCCAGAAAACGAGGUUCUAAGAGCUAAAAUGCGAGACACAGACUUUCCACACCUGCCCAGUGAAGAACGACGUGUGCCAGAACGAGGGGAGAGCAGGAAGGUCGCAGAUCAAGGCACUGGGCACAUUCUGUCUGACUCUGAAAAAUGCCCCGACCAUGUGCCGGGUGACCAGGCUGUUCAACCUAAUCAGUUUGACCAGAGCGAAGAGCCUGUCAUCAUUUCUGUGUUAAAGGGGAAACGUAACCCGGAAAAAUUGGCAAAAGAAGCACCCAUGAAGCACAAGAUGAGACAACAGGUUCUGGAAUCCGAACCAACUGUAGAUAUAAAAGUGGACAACGUUUUUUGUCCGCCCCCCAUGUACUACAGUCAGUCAAAGGAUGGGCCCAAAGAGAAGAUAUCUGAAAUCUGGAAAACAGCGGAACCUAAGGAGGAAUCGAUUCUGCUCGAGGAACUGGAUUCAAAUGAAAGUGAUGAAUUGUUCGAUAUGAGCCAAAGUUUAAGUGAUUUUAGGUUGCCCGAAAGUCGCUCAGAAGCUGCAGCCACGUUAAAGACACAAGUUCAAACGAGCCCCGCUAUUCCUGAUGCAGGUAAUACCAUCAGACAGUUUCCUCUGCUGAAUGCGCUCCUACUGGAACUUUCUUUGCUACAUCAUGACCAAUUACCUCGACGGAUUCCUCUUGCUGUUCAUCCUCAGCUUGCUUGGCUUUACAGUGGUUUGAAGAACGAAUCGCCCGAAUUUCAUAAAACGACCAAAUCAACAUCGCAACGUCCGAAGUUUGCCAAUCCAGACUUUAAGCAACGGAAGGAAGUUCAAAAGCAACCUGUAUCUCCCAGAGUCUUCGAUAAAGAAAAUAACCCGAAGCUACUUAACGCAAAGAAAGGUUCGGAACAUUCCAAAAGAAAGUUGAUGUAUGGGUUAACAAAUACAUUGCGGUUAAGGCUCCGACAGAAAAAUCCAGAUAUGUUGAUACUACAUGAAAAGAAAGAGUUGUCCAGAAAGAGAGAACUGGAACAACUAAAAGAAAAGAAGACUGUGCGAAAACGCCCUGAAGGCAAAAGGGAAAGGAGUUCUUCAAUUCUUCAAAAAGAUCAACAAUUUUCUGGUGGCAGAUUUAAAGAAAACAUUGAAACAUUGAUUCAAAGCAGCAUUGAACCUGACGCAACUCAUUCUUCAAAGGUUCUAAGAAAUGGAAAGCUUAUGAACAAAAGUAACUUUGAAGCAACUUUGACACGUGAAUGUGCCACUAGAGCAGGAGGGAUGCCUGUUCAACCUCCGGGUCCAUUAAAUUGCCGUGUAGAGAUUUCGGAUUUACAGAGAGCAAAUGACAGGGGCCUUUACCGAAAAGAUAUAAAAAUCAGACUGCCUGAAAUAUUCAGCCACGAUUCGGACCACAGUGUGAAUGAGAAUUGUAAUAAAGCGGUGGAUUUACUGCAGACUCCAUAUAUGAAUCCUGGUCUUGCUAGUGAUCCAACAAUAGUUGAAGACAUUAAUGCACGGAUUUCUUAUAGUAGCUGCGAUGAACCCAAGUAUUCAGAGGACUUCACAAGCCCGGAACCAACGGGCAACUCGGGAGAUUUUACCAGUCCCGAACCUACAAGCAGACUUGCAGAUACUUUAGGUAGCAGUACAGAAGCUGCAACCAUUAGGGUGAAGCAUAAAUAUUCUAACAAUGAAUUGGACUCUAGCCUUUCCAAAUAUUCCAGUGACAAUCAGGGGACAGCUCAAAGUGAGACAGAAGAUGAUUCAGUCCCAUUACCAGCACCAUUCAAGCAAUCUCCAAUACAGUCUGUAAAAAGUAUAAUCCUUGUAAGAAGUCGCCAACAGAACAUGACAUUGUCUUCAAUAACCUCAAAUCUAUCUGAUGGAGCAACCAGCUCAACAGGGGAAAAUCAACUGAAAAAAAUACUGAAUCUAUCAACCAAACAAGAGACUGAGAAACAAUUGAAGUCAACUGUUCAGUGGGGUUCCAGAUCAGACAUCAAUCCAGCUAGCACUGAGGUUCCCCAACUUUCAAGUUCAAGGAAUGGUCACAGGUCAUUAGAGGAGAGCCAGUCUUUGGGGACAUCUCAAGUGAGCUCAUACGCACCAUCCAGUGUGUCUGAUCUUGUCUGUGGUGGACUUGAAAUGAACACAAAGGAUAUUCAAAGAGAUGAAAUUAAUGAAUUGGGAAGGGCAGGAAUAAUUAAUGAAUGCAGACACAUUUCUGAACUAGUAGCCAACAAACUUCCUGGAUAUACUUUAUGAUAUUAUCACCAAAGUUCUUGAGCUUUCCACUAUGUCACUGUGUGCUCAGCAAAAUAAAACUGUAUUGUAACUUCUUACAUUUUGCUUACCCUUGAGAACAUUUUAUCUGCAAAAUAUGCAAUUUAUCAUAUAUGUGACAAAAUUUGUACUAGAAAGAAAUGCAAUUUUGGACCUCAUCUGAAACUAUUCUACUUCUCACUCUCUCUUACUACUUUGACACAGGGAACAACACCCUCCUUAAAUGCCUUUCCUCCACUGUUCAAUCUGGUGCUUUCCUUGUUUUCUACCUAUUCAAUUGUAGCAUGAAUAUUUCUAACAAUUACUCCACUUUCCAAUCUUAGACCUUAACUGAGGUCCAACAUAGUCCCCUUCACUUCAUCCUCUACAUGCUGUCCCUUGCAAGCAUCACUUGUUUGAUCAGGUUCGAAAUGCAUGCAAACAAGUUGCAUCCUUGUCUGCCAACAUUUUUCAUGAGCCUGCUAUUGCUUAUGUUGUAAAAUAUUUGUUUCACAAUCACCCUGUAGUGUUGUAAAAUUCUACGAUUAAACUUUGGAGGAAAGAAAGGCAUUGUUUUCACACCCAUCAGAAAUUCUCUGCAACAUGGUUAGUGUAACGCUAUUACAGUGUCAGCGACCUGGGUUCAGAGGGCAUGCUAUGUUGGUGCCGGAAGAGUGGCGACACUUGCAGGCUGCCCCCAGCACAUUCUCAGUAAUGCAAAAGGAUGCAUUUCACAGUGUUUCAAUGUACAUGUGACUAAUAAAUAAAUAUUUAAAUAUCU
Molecule: messenger RNA, 3642 nt
Organism: Pristis pectinata (smalltooth sawfish)
Lineage: Eukaryota; Metazoa; Chordata; Chondrichthyes; Rhinopristiformes; Pristidae
Gene: map10
Product: microtubule associated protein 10
Exons: 1
Coding region: 75-2864 (929 amino acids)
Biological process (GO): mitotic spindle midzone assembly; cytoplasmic microtubule organization; positive regulation of cytokinesis
Cellular component (GO): midbody; cytoplasmic microtubule; mitotic spindle pole
Molecular function (GO): microtubule binding
Source: RefSeq, a predicted model, not a curated record